This is a messenger RNA of Durusdinium trenchii, 300 nucleotides long. The record is from the annotation of a GenBank genome assembly. NCBI's taxonomy places the organism in Eukaryota, Dinophyceae, Suessiales, Symbiodiniaceae.
AUGCUCCCACCCCGGCCCACCUGCGAGUUCCGCGGACAUCAACCGGUCCACUUGCCCCUUUUGGGGGCAGAAGGUGUUUUGGUGGCCGCACUCGUUUUCUCCAACUGCACGCUCUCGGGGCUCUCCGUGCACGUGCACGGGGACAGUGGGGACAUGUGGGUGCGGAGAAGUCUUCUCCUUUGGCUAAGAACACAAGUCUGGAUCAUGAGGACCCGAUGUGUCCAACAUGAGCCGGUGUUUGGGUCCUGGAAUGGACUGUGGCAAUGGGGUGAAGAGGAGAGGGGGGGAAAAUGUGGAUGA